This is a messenger RNA of Penicillium chermesinum, 1899 nucleotides long. It is a transcript of the gene dbp9, whose product is annotated as ATP-dependent DNA/RNA helicase. Gene Ontology annotation, molecular function: nucleic acid binding; ATP binding; RNA helicase activity. NCBI's taxonomy places the organism in Eukaryota, Fungi, Ascomycota, Eurotiomycetes, Eurotiales, Aspergillaceae. Gene Ontology annotation, cellular component: nucleolus. The transcript has 4 exons. The record is from RefSeq and is a predicted model, not a curated record. Bases 1 to 1899 code for a protein of 632 amino acids.
AUGAAGCGAAAAUUGGAUGAAAAUGAUGUUCCGUCUCCGGAGCCUGCGGGUACUGAGGAACAGGGCCUUGACUUCGAAGCCCUUGGUCUUGACCCGCGUCUUCGUCAGGCCCUGAUUCAAGAAAAGUUCUCCAAGCCCACUCUUGUUCAAGAAAAAGCCAUUCCGUUGGCCCUCGAAGGAAAGGAUAUUAUGGCCCGUGCAAAGACUGGUUCUGGAAAAACUGCCGCCUAUGUUCUUCCCGUCCUCCAGGCUAUCUUGCAGCGAAAAUCCAUUGAUCCUUCGCUCAAAGCAACUACUGGUCUCAUCCUCGUCCCGACUCGCGAAUUGGCUGAGCAAGUGCAAAAAGUCGUCACAUCUUUCACUGCCUUCUGUGGAAAGGAUAUCCGAUCGAUCAACCUGGCGCAGAAAGUGUCGGAUGCUGUGCAGCGAAACUUGCUUGCCGAUUUCCCCGAUUUAAUCAUCUCCACGCCCACUCGCGUCCUGGCCAACGUCAACAACUCCGCUCUGUCGCUUGAGAAGCUAACCCACCUUGUGAUCGACGAAGCUGAUUUGGUCCUGUCUUACGGAUACGACGAAGAUAUCAACGCGUUGUCGAAGGCUAUUCCUCGGGGCGUGCAGACUUUCCUUAUGAGUGCCACGCUGACCUCGGAAGUGGACACUCUGAAGAGCCUGUUCUGCCGCAGUCCGGUCAUUCUCAAGCUGGAAGACAAGGAGGAGAAGGGUGCCGGCGUCAGCCAGUUUGUCGUCAAGUGCGCCGAAGAUGAGAAGUUCCUCCUCACGUACGUCAUUUUCAAACUACAAUUGGUCAAGGGCAAGGUCAUCAUCUUCGUCCACGACGUGGAUCGCUGUUAUCGUGUGAAGCUUUUCCUGGAGCAGUUUGGAAUCAAGAGCUGUGUUCUCAAUUCGGAGCUACCCAUCAAUUCCCGGGUACACGUUGUGGAGGAGUUCAACAAGGGCGUUUAUGACAUUAUUAUUGCAGCAGACGACACCGAGGCAAUUGGAGGACCGAAAUCCAGCAAGAAGUCCCACGAGGCCAACAAGACCGAGGAAGGGGACGCUCAGGAAAAAGAAGAGAUCGGAAGCAGUGAAGACGAGAACGAAGAAGACGAGACCUCGGGCAGCAAAAAGCCCCGACCAGAGAAGAAACGCAAAAUGAGUUCGAAAGACAAGGAUUAUGGGAUUUCUCGUGGCAUUGAUUUCCAGAACGUCGCCUGUGUUCUGAAUUUCGACCUCCCAACCACCUCCAAGUCAUACACCCAUCGCAUCGGACGUACCGGUCGCGCCGGCAAAGCCGGCAUGGCCUUGUCUUUUGUUGUUCCAGCGGACUUGUAUGGCAAACACAAACCUACCCAGAUCUCUAGUGCCAAAAAGGACGAAACCGUUCUUCAAAAGAUUAUCAAGCGACAAGGCAAGCUCGGCCACGAAGUGCGGCCGUAUCACUUCGAAAUGCAGCAGGUCGAUGCAUUCCGAUACCGUAUGACCGAUGCCUUGCGUGCCGUGACCCGACUAGCCGUCCAGGAAGCGCGAGCCCGUGAGAUCCGACAAGAGCUCAUUAAGAGCGAGAAACUGAAGCGCCAUUUCGAGGAGAACCCUGACGAACUGCGCCAGUUGCGCCAUGACGGCGAGCUGCGGGCUGCUCGUGUCCAGCCGCAUUUGAAGCAUGUUCCUGAUUAUCUUAUGCCCGCCAAGGGCCGAAAGGGUAUUUCAAAGGAAGACGUGGGUUAUGUUGGCUUCAAGAAAACCAAGGAGAAUCGCAUUCGCAAGGCUAGGGACCGUAACCGGGGCAGGGGAAGAAGUCCAGUGGCAAGGUCGAUCCCCUCAAAACAUUUAACCGGGGACGCAAGUGAGAGAGGGCUAGUGCAAAAUUCAUCUUAUGAUACCAUUGUACAUUUUUACUAG